AUGCCCUUAUCUCAAUCUUCUCCCAUGGCUUCUUCAAUCCCUCACCACUUCUAUCCAAACUACACUUCUGAUUUCACACCACAACAAGGGUUGAUGUCUUCGUCGAUCAUCGACAAUAAUACUAUGAUGUGGGGUUGUCAAGAAAAUAUCAUGCCUGUUUUUGAUAAUUAUGGAACUUAUGAUCAAAUUGUGUCACUUGAUUGUGAUGCUAUGUCUUCUGGUACUUGGGUUCCGAAUUUUGUUGAGCAACAAGAUUUUGCGGUUCCGGCGUUGUUAUCGGAUUGUAAAGUCGGAUUUUAUGGCGGAGGGUUUCAGAAUUUUAAUGGAAGAUAUAGUAAUAGUAAUAAUCAGCCACAUGUUGGUCAUGAGUUUGUAGAAGAUCAAUGUUGCGGUUUUGUUGAAGAUAUUAAACCUUCUCCUGCAGUUUAUCCUAAUGUUUCAAGAGAAAAUUGGGGGAUUCAAGGUAAUCAAAUAGCAGCAGUUGAAGAACCAAAUAUAAAAGUAGGAAGGUACUCAGAAGAAGAAAGGAAAGAAAGAAUUCUUCGAUAUUUGAAGAAAAGAAAUCAAAGAAACUUCAACAAAACUAUCAAGUAUGCAUGUCGGAAAACUUUAGCUGAUAGAAGAGUGAGAGUGAGAGGAAGGUUUGCAAGAAACAAUGAAAUAUGUGAAGAAGAUCACAUGGCCACAAAAAAGCUUGAGAAUCAUCAUGAUCAUAUUAAUGAAGACUUUUAUGGUUCUGAUUCAUUCCAGUUCCAGUUAAAGAAUGAAGAGGAGGAUUGGCUUCAAGAAGCCAUGGCAAGUUUGGUGUAUUUAUCUCAUUCAUCCCCAGAAGAUAUAUGA
Messenger RNA from Lathyrus sativus (Indian pea), 840 nucleotides. NCBI's taxonomy places the organism in Eukaryota, Viridiplantae, Streptophyta, Magnoliopsida, Fabales, Fabaceae. The record is from the annotation of a GenBank genome assembly.